AAUCAUUCCCGCAGUAGCGGCGAUAGGAAACGCAACUGAUAAAUAUGACUUCUGUAACUGAUCCAAGCACCAUUGGGAGGCCUGCAAUGCGCCCCCGGUCCCUGACAGGGUAUCUUCCUGAAAGGGAUGCAUCUGGAAAGGAAAAAUGGCCAAGAGGUGACGAGAAAACUUGGAAAGAUGGGCUGCGAAAACUCGACACCGACGUUCCCUCUAUCACGAAGUCCUUUGUGAAUCAUGCACAAACCUCUUUGGGUCGUCAGGCUCACAACUUGGAUUACCUAGGAGCCUAUCAAGCUGCAGCCUUGUCAGUUCGAGAUAACUUAAUUAUUAACUGGAAUGAUACACAACUGCACUAUACUCGCAAGACCGGAAAACGUGCCUAUUAUCUUUCUCUCGAAUUCCUCAUGGGCCGAGCACUUGACAACGCUCUACUCAAUCUUGGUCUAAAGGAAAAAUACACCGCGGGUAUCGAUAAACUUGGUUUCAGCUUGGAAGGUAUCCUUGAAGAAGAACGCGACGCUGGUCUUGGAAAUGGCGGUCUUGGCCGACUUGCAGCAUGCUACCUCGACUCGUCCGCGUCGCAAGAGCUUCCGGUGUGGGGCUAUGGCCUGCGUUAUAAAUAUGGUAUCUUCAAACAACUCAUCUCGCCCGAGGGGCAGCAACUGGAAGCGCCUGAUCCAUGGUUGGAACAUUCCAACCCUUGGGAGUUACCCCGUCUAGAUGUUACGUACGAGGUCAGAUUCUAUGGGAACUCGGACAGAUUCACUGAUGGCAGUGGUCGUGCAGUAUGGGCAGGCGGACAAGAGGUUGUUGCAGUUGCGUUUGACUGCAUGAUUCCCGGUUGUGAUACUAGGACCACGAAUAACCUCAGGUUAUGGGAGAGUACACCAAAGAGAGGGUUCGAUCUCAAUAGUUUCAAUGCUGGCGAUUAUGUACGUGCGGUGGAGUCCUCCAACAGUGCCGAAGCGAUAACUUCAGUUCUAUAUCCUGACGAUCAUACCACUUUCGGCAAAGAACUGCGUUUGAAGCAACAGUACUUCUGGACAGCUGCCAGUUUGGCGGACAUCAUCCGUCGAUUCAAGAACACAGGCAAGAGCAUCUCAGAAUUCCCUGAUUAUGUUGCUAUUCAGUUGAAUGAUACUCACCCAACCCUUGCAAUUCCCGAACUCAUGCGUAUACUGAUCGAUGAGGAGGAUGUCACUUGGGAUGCAGCUUGGAAUAUUGUUACCAACACGUUCUUUUUUACUAAUCAUACUGUGCUGCCUGAAGCACUCGAGAAAUGGCCGGUUCCUCUGAUGGAACAUUUAUUACCGAGGCUAUUUUUACAAUCCGUGGAAAGGAAAUUCCCUGGGGACAGGGAAAGAUUGGCGAGAAUGUCUUUGAUAGAAGAGGGAGUACCUCAGAAUAUACGAAUGGCGCAUCUGGCAUGCAUAGGAAGUCACAAAGUGAACGGUGUUGCCGAGCUACACAGCGAGCUUGUCAGGACUACCAUAUUGAAGGACUUUGUAGAAUACUUUGGGAUUAGCAAAUUUGGCAACGUUACGAAUGGAAUUACUCCCCGGAGGUGGCUCGAUCAGUGUAAUCCAACACUCAGCGACCUCAUCACAGACACCCUCAAACUUCCCAAAACGGUCUGGUUGAAAGAUCUCUAUAAGCUCAAAGGUCUUCUUGAUCAUGUCGAAGAUGAGAAUUUCAGGCUGGAGUGGGCUACGAUAAAACACGCUAACAAAGCAAGGCUAGCACGCUAUGUCCGGGCCAACUUGGGGUUUACUGUGAAUAAAGAUGCUAUGUUCGAUGUGCAGAUCAAGCGAUUACACGAGUACAAGCGUCAAACUAUGAACAUUCUUGGGGUCAUCCAUCGCUAUCUCUCGCUCAAAAAGAUGACAGCUGAGGAAAGAAAGACGGUGACUCCUCGUAACGUAUUUUUUGCUGGAAAAGCAGCACCAGGAUAUUACAUCGCAAAGUUGACCAUCCGGCUGAUUGUCAAUGUCGCUCAUGUUGUCAAUGCUGAUCCAGACACGAAAGAUCUCUUGAAUGUGUUCUUUUUACCUGAUUAUUCUGUUAGCCUUGCAGAGCUUUUGAUUCCAGCAUCGGACAUCAGUCAGCACAUUUCCACUGCUGGCACGGAGGCAUCUGGGACUUCAAAUAUGAAGUUUUGUUUGAAUGGAGGAUUACUGGUGGGGACUGUUGAUGGCGCCAAUAUCGAAAUCGCUGAAGAAGUUGGAGAACAAAAUGUUUUCUUUUUUGGUCAUUUGAGUUCAAGCGUUGAAGAUAUCCGCUUCCAGCAUAUCCACCACCCUGUCGCGGUCGAGGAGAAGUCGCCCGCAUUAGCGAAUGUACUUGACCAGGUUUCGUCUGGACUCUUUGGUGAUGGUAGUAUUUACAACCCGUUACUCGAUACCAUCCGUCACGGUGAUCACUACCUCGUAACUGAUGACUUUGAUUCAUAUAUCCAGGCUCUCAGGUUGGUUGAAGAAGCCUAUAAAGAUCAAACAGAAUGGGUCAAGAAGAGCAUCAGAACUACAGCUAAGAUGGGCAAAUUCAGCUCCGAUAGGGCCAUCCAGGAUUACGCACAAGAGUAUUGGAACAUCGAGAGUACGAAGGUUCAGUAAUUAUUCAAUUUUCCACGGGAAGUGUACGAUCGAAAUAGCGAGGGGAUAGCAGAGGCGAUCUGACGAAAGGUAUGAUGGUGGUUGGGUUAUCGUGGUAUCGGUAUGAAAAUCUCAUGUGCAAAAAAAAUGGCCAUGAAGUUAUAAAAAAUUAAGGAGCAAUAUGAAUGCAUACGUGGUGAAUGUAAAAAAUGAAAUGAUGGUAAUGUUAACGAAUAUAAACCUAAGCUCAUCUGAAGCUUAGUCGACAAAAGAAAUAAGUACUAGCUUGAGGAUGUGCAUCCAACUGAAAUAGAUCAAAGGGUAUACAACGAAGUGCAUUUCAGCUAUAGUGAAGAAGUCUGCUCAGAAGCAUCUUCGGGGGCUGCAUUCGCUUCAGACUCCGUCUUUGCAACAGGUGAUUCGACCUCAUCUGCCGGAGCUGAAUGUGAUUCCACAACGUCCUCCUCUGAAGUCGCAGGCGCUUCAGAAACAUCUUCAACUGGUGCAUUUUCCAGAGUCUGAUCAUUGUCC
Messenger RNA from Serpula lacrymans var. lacrymans S7.9, 3122 nucleotides. RefSeq names its product glycosyltransferase family 35 protein. The record is from RefSeq and is a predicted model, not a curated record. Lineage: Eukaryota; Fungi; Basidiomycota; Agaricomycetes; Boletales; Serpulaceae. The coding region runs from base 45 to 2612 and encodes 855 amino acids. Gene Ontology annotation, cellular component: cytoplasm. Gene Ontology annotation, molecular function: pyridoxal phosphate binding; glycogen phosphorylase activity. Gene Ontology annotation, biological process: glycogen catabolic process. The transcript has 29 exons.